AUGGUUAGGAAAAAGGCAAAAAGCAAACGUGUAACAUUAUCAAGAAAAUACAAGAUCGAUAAAAAAGUCAAAGAACAUCACCGCAAGGAACGACGAGAGGCAAAAAAAAACCCAAAACCAACGAAACCGAGAAAAGAUCCCGGAAUUCCGAAUCUAUGGCCUUUUAAAAAUAAACUUUUACAUCAGAUAGAAGAACAGAAACGAAAAGCUGAAGAAGAACGAAUUCGUCAAAAACAAGAUCGUCAUGAUCUUCAUAACAGGAACCGUAAUUUAGACUUCACAUCGUUAGCCAAAGAUGCCAAUAAACGUGAUACAGCAUUUGUCGCCAAAGAAAUAUCCAAUAAGAAUAGUAUGGAUGAAGCGUCUUCAACAAUGGCUGAUGUGGCGGCAAUAGGACAAAAAGAUAAUUCACGUAAGGCCUAUUUCAAAGAGUUCAAAAAAGUGAUAGAGAAUGCUGAUGUGAUAUUAGAAGUCCUUGAUGCUCGUGAUCCGUUGGGAUGUCGAACUAAACAAAUUGAGCGAAUGAUUAUUGAUAGUGGACUGAAUAAAAGGAUAAUCCUUGUUUUGAACAAAAUUGACCUUGUACCUAAAGAAAACACGAUACAAUGGCUGAGUUACCUACGUAAUGAAUAUCCUACAAUUGCUUUUAAAUCGUCUACGCAAAGUCAACGUGAAAAUCUCGGUCAUUCCUCUGGCUCGUUAACUAGUGUACCUGAAAAUAUCCUUCAUAGUAAUGAAUGCUUAGGAGCCGACACACUAAUUAAAUUACUCAAGAAUUAUUGUCGUAACGUAAACAUCAAAACCUCAAUUACUGUUGGGGUGAUAGGAUAUCCAAACGUGGGCAAAUCAUCUGUGAUUAAUUCCCUUAAGAGGUCGAAAGUUUGUGGUGUUGGAGCGACGCCUGGAUUUACAAAAACCGCACAGGAAAUUCAUUUAGAUAAAAAUAUAAAGCUUUUGGAUUGUCCUGGAAUUGUGUUUAGUCGUGCACAAUGGGGUGAUGAUAGUUAUACAGAAAUUUUAUUGAGGAAUUGUGUCAAAGUAGAGUUGUUGGAUGAUCCUAUUACACCUGAACUCACUUCUACAUUUACACAUUCACACUGUUCAAAAGUCGAUUUGAUAGUAUCACGCUGUAAUCAAGAACAACUAGCCAAGAAGUAUAACAUCACAAUGUUCAAUGACACCAAUGAUUUUCUUAUACUUGUUGCACGACAACGUGGAAGACUUAAAAAAGGUGGAAUCCCAGAUUUGAAGGCUGCAGCUAAAUCCAUUCUUCAAGAUUGGAAUUUUGGAAAGAUUCCAUUCUAUACAAAACCUCCAAUUGAAUCCAAAAAAAUUUCCGAUGAUAGUACGAUAGUUUCAUCAUGGGGUAAAGAGUUUAAUGUGGAUGAGUUGAUCAAUGAGGAUAAGACAAUUUUGGAAGCGAUGAAAAAUAAGGGCGAAUUUGGUUCUUCCGCUUUGGUCAUGACAGGACAAGAACUUCCCGAGGUUGAAAUGGAAACUUUCGACGACGACCAAGAAACUGAGGAAGAUACUGAGAUUUCCUUGCAAAACUUUUAA
Messenger RNA from Ambispora gerdemannii, 1557 nucleotides. The record is from the annotation of a GenBank genome assembly. NCBI's taxonomy places the organism in Eukaryota, Fungi, Glomeromycota, Glomeromycetes, Archaeosporales, Ambisporaceae.